CUCUGAUUCUCCAUCCGAGGAAUCAAAAGAAGGUACGUUUUCCCUGUGUUCAUGUUAAAAAAUUAAUGAAGAUACAAAUACACCAUAUUUCAAUAGUAAAUUCAUUAAUAACAGAAAAGCAACAUUAUCGGCUCAUGUUCAUCGGUCCAUCAUCCCGUCUUUCAUUUCUUCCAAUGGCCGGCUUUCAUUUGUUUCAAUGGCAACUAUAUCUACAAUAUUUAUUUUCCAACAAAGAUGUAGCCGAAUCAUGUUUCUCACAUCCUCAUCAUCGGACAAAUAAACUCUCUUUUUUCCUUCGGCGCAAUAUAUUGAAAAGAGGUUUGAGGAUUUUAAAAGAAGUCACCCUUAAAAAAAGGUGUUGUCUGGCCGGCCAAACCGAACGGACAAGGUGUUGUCUGUCCAGUGAUUGCGGACAGCAUUGGGGCAGUCCGACCGGUCUUUUAGGACGCGCGUGGUCGCGUCCGGCCUCUAAAGGCGGGCGCGCAUGGGCAUGUCUGAAAAUACCGGCCGGACAACACCGUGCAUGCGCGCAAUCGCCGGUCGGACAACACCAUGCCCGAUCGCAAUUUCUGGCGGACGGCCGAAAAAUGUACCUCGCUCGAAGAUAUUUUUUCUCCAGAAUCACCUGCCUUAGGCCAUUACCGCUGGAAAGAAUGGGAAGGGAAGGAGAGGUGUGCGAGGAAAAUGAAGAUGAUAAUAAUACUGUGAAGAAAUAUGAGCGCAGCAGAAAUUACUGUGGAGAGAGUGAAAUUAAGCUCUUGCGGUCGAAUCCUGGAGUUGAAGCUGGUGUGUGUGACACAGUAGGAGAUGGCGAUGAGGUUGAUGAGGUCUUGAGCAAGGAUAAAGAAAUUAUUGUUUCUCCUUACUUUAAGAAAAGUAAAUUGGGAGAAUAUACUGGAAUUGUGUCUGAAGAGAAAUCGUCGUGUGAAUACGCCGGAAUUAUGUCUGAAAAUGUUGGUGAAUACGCCGGAAUUAUGUCUGAAAAUGUGGCUGAACACGCCGGAAUUAUGUCUGAUAAUGUGAAGCGGGAUCUUUUUUCCCACUUCACAUAUAGAGGUUAUCAGAAGAUGGAAUGCAAAAAAGAAGAAGAGGGCAUCAAUAUCAUGAUGGAGAAGAGUAGAUAUGGUAGGAAUGUGAAAAGGGAAGACACUGAAAAUUUGGUAAUUGUUUCACCUUAUUUCUCAAAGGUGAGAGUGAAAGAUUUUAAAAUCAAACCAAAGAAGAAGGUGAAGAAGGUGCAAGCAAGGAUUGUUUCUCCUUACUUUUGCAGCAGCACACAACAAUCAGUGAACAGAACACCUCUUCUCACGGCUGCCCAGAAGAAACACCAAGCCUAUGAAAGAAAAACUCCAUAUCACAAUUGGGUCCCUCCUCGCUCUCCUUUCAGUCUUCUCCAGGAAGACCAUUUCUUUGAUCCUUGGAGAGUUUUAGUUAUAUGCAUGCUUCUAAACCGAACUACUGGUCUACAGGCUAGGAAAGUAUUAUCAGACUUCUUUCAUUUGUGUCCAAAUGCCAAGACAGCCGUUAAGGUUCCCACGGAGGACAUCGAGGAAGUAACACGCAGCUUGGGUUUGUACAAGAAGAGAGCACUAGGGAUUCAGCAAUUCUCUCAUGAGUAUCUGAAUGAGAGCUGGACUCAUGUAACUGAGCUUACAGGCGUUGGCAA
Striga hermonthica is the source of this 1666-nucleotide messenger RNA. Lineage: Eukaryota; Viridiplantae; Streptophyta; Magnoliopsida; Lamiales; Orobanchaceae. The record is from the annotation of a GenBank genome assembly.